Molecule: messenger RNA, 2793 nt
Organism: Podarcis raffonei (Aeolian wall lizard)
Lineage: Eukaryota; Metazoa; Chordata; Lepidosauria; Squamata; Lacertidae
Gene: LMBRD1
Product: LMBR1 domain containing 1
Exons: 16
Coding region: 54-1679 (541 amino acids)
Biological process (GO): protein localization to vacuole
Cellular component (GO): vacuolar membrane
Source: RefSeq, a predicted model, not a curated record
UCGCGGCGGCGGCGCCGUUGCCGUGAGCGUCAGUGUUGUUGCCGGAAGUUAAGAUGGCGGCUUUCACCGCGGAGACGGACCUGGUCACGGGCUGGUGCCUCUUCGGCCUCGCUUUGCUGGUUAUCCUGAUAUUCUGCUGGGUUUAUGUCCGCAAGUACCAGAGCAGACGUGAAAGUGAAGUAAUCUCUACUAUAACAGCUAUUUUUGCUCUUGCAAUAGCACUUAUUACAUCAGCACUUCUGCCAGUUGACAUUUUUCUGGUUUCUUAUGUGAAAAACCAAAAUGGGACAUUCAAGGCUUGGGCAGAUCCGAAUGUUACAAGGCAAAUUGAAGACACAGUAUUAUAUGCAUAUUACACACUCUAUUCCAUCAUAUUAUUUUGUGUGUUCUUAUGGAUCCCCUUCGUCUACUUCUACUACGAGGAGAAGGAUGAAGAUGAUGCCAACACAUGCUCACAGGUUAAAAUUGCAGUCAAGUAUACUCUAGGAUUUCUUCUGGUUUGUUCUGCUCUUCUACUAAUUGGAGCCUUUGUUCCAUUGAAUAUUCCCAACCAAAAAAAUACAACGGAAUGGGAGAAAGUGAAACUUUUGUUUGAAGAGCUUGGGAGCAGCCAUGGUUUGGCGGCCCUAUCCUUCUCUAUAAGUUCUUUGACCCUUAUUGGAAUGGUGGCAGCUGUUACAUAUACAGCUUAUGGCAUGUCCGCUUUGCCUCUGAACCUGAUAAAGGGAACAAGAAAUGCUAGUUAUGAGCGCUUGGAAAACACUGAAGAUAUUGAAGAGGUUGAGCAAAGUAUACAAAGGAUUAAAUCAAAGUGCAAAGAUGGUCGGCCUCUACCAACUCGGGAUAGGCGGACACUGCAACAGCUUGAGGACAAGCUAAGAGCCCUUCGAAGGAGAGGGAGGCGUCUGGAAUAUAUUGAGAAGAGCUGCUGGACAAGAUUCUGUGGAGCCAUGAGGCCACUAAAAAUUGUCUGGGGAAUAUUUUUUAUCCUGGUGGCCCUGCUGUUUGUUAUUUCACUCUUCUUGUCCAAUUUGGAUAAAGCACUGCACUCAGCUGGCAUCGACACUGGAUUUAUAAUCCUGGGAACAAAUUUGACCAAUCCAUUGAAUAUGCUGUUACCCGUUCUACAAACUGUCUUCCCCCUUGAUUAUAUCCUCAUCACUACUAUCAUCAUGUACUUUAUAUUCACCUCAAUGGCAGGAAUUCGAAACAUGGGAAUAUGGUUCUUCUGGAUAAGGUUGUACAAGAUCAGACGGGGGAGGACAAGGCCACAGGCGCUUCUCUUUCUCUGCAUGAUACUGCUGUUGAUUGUUCUUCACACCAGCUACAUGAUAUACAGCUUGGCCCCUCAGUAUGUUAUGUACGGAAGCCAAAAGUACCAAUCUCUGAGUAAUAUGACAGUGGAUGGACACUUGACAAAUGUGACAACGUGGGUACCUAAAGUUUGUGAUGCAGAUGCCCCUGCAAAUGAAUGCACUGUUACUCGGACUUACCUGUUCCUUCACCAGUUUUGGUUCUUCAGUGCUGCAUAUUACUUUGGCAAUUGGGCGUUCAUUGCAGUUUUCUUAAUUGGAUUAAUUGUGUCAUGCUGCAAAGGGAAAAAAUCUGUUAUUGAAGGUGAAGUGGAUGAAGAUGAUUCAGAUAUAAGUGAUGACGAGCCAUCCCUCUAUUAUGGUUGACAGCCCAUAAGUUCUGAAGGUUAAAGCAUGCAAUUUAAAACUGUGAAAAUGCCACAAUUGGACUUUACUCUCGGAAAAGUUCACAUAUUUGCCAAUGUGGAAAAUGAAAUCUUUAAGUAUACUAUUGUAUUAUAGUUAAGCUAAUAUGUACAUAUAUAGUCACAAAGGAGCUAAUUUUAUGAAGGAAUGAUUAAACAGUACUAUAAUUUCCCCCCAAUAUGCACUCUGCGGUCAUUAUGUUAGUUGCCUUUUUGCUGGUCUUGAGUUUUAAAUUACUUUAUGCCUGAUUCAAUUUGACAGUGCUGAAAAGUUAAUAUAAUCAAAUUGAUAAAUGCUUCUUACAGGAACGCCAAGUUUAAAGUGCAGUGCUUUUUGAUUGUACAAUUAAUAUUUAGAACACACUAAAUAUUUUACAUAACAGCAGCUGUAAUCAUCAUUGUCAAAUGUUGGGUUAUUGCUGAUUUCGGUGAGAGGCCAAAUAAUAAUCAUAAUCAUAAAAACAGGAUGUAGUGAGAUGGGGAGCAGCACCUGGGCUUCCAUUUCCCUCCUUUGUCUCCUGCAGAAUUAUCUAGUAGAAUACAAGUGCGCUGGGAGAGCCUCGUCUUAUUAAAACAAUGGUUUUUCUGUAACCCAGUUAUGAAGAAUGGGAUUGUAACAGGGUUAACGAAAUUCCACAUUCAAAUGAAUGUGGGAUCUCCAGGUUUAGCUCUUACUAUGCACAGUGAUACAGACAGGUGAGAGAGGAUCAAUGUUUCUCUCAAUCUUGCUAUUCAUGGCAGGGGUGGGCUGGAGACAGCAGUAUUAUCUUGAUGAAUAUAUCCAGAUGUUUCUCUGUAAAAGCGGAGAGAGGCAAUACUUUAUUCUUUCUCCAUGGUCUAAACUUAACAGUAUAUGAAUUUUAAAAUAAGUUGAAAAAUUUAACACCUGAGUUAGUUACUAUUAUUUGCUAUGCCCUAACUUAAAUAUUUUGAUGUAGUUUUUUAAUUAAUAACUGUUGAAAUUUGUAUCCCUUGCCAUUUUGUUCAGUUAUACAUAAAUGCAAUGCAUAAACAUUUAAAAUCAUGCAAAGACUUUUUCCUGUAUCAUUUUGUAAAAUAAACUAAUCGGGAUCUUA